Cylindrotheca closterium is the source of this 2601-nucleotide messenger RNA. The record is from the annotation of a GenBank genome assembly. NCBI's taxonomy places the organism in Eukaryota, Bacillariophyta, Bacillariophyceae, Bacillariales, Bacillariaceae.
AUGAAAGUGUCACUCAAUACGCUUGCACUGUCAUUGCUCGUAUCUUUGUCGUUCAACAAUGACCAACGGUCCAAUCUCGCAGAGGCUGCAAAGCUUCGACGAGGCAGUGUCAAUGACAAUGACGAGAUUCACGACUAUUCAUUGGAUCCAUCUCAAGAAAAAUAUCUUUCCGAUGAACGCUCUCUUCUUUCCUCAGGCACAGUGACUGACGCUGAAUUCUUGGCUCUGAAAAAGACACCUGAAGGACAGCUAGCAAGCUCCAAGUGCGGGAGCAGUCUGUUUCGGAGUCUUCGCAAAUACCAUCCUGGAUGCACCCGGUACAAGGAAGACGCCGACAAGGUGCCUGCGACCUUGCCGCCCAUCGACGCCCCCAGCAAUUCGCCAGCUCCUACUGUGGCCGUUCCGACACCAAUGCCAUCCACUUUGCCAUCCACCACGUCCGAGCCGACAAUGCUUCCUACUACUCCCAUGCCCUCCACAACUCCCACUCAAACUUUGAAUUGCGUACAAACCGUCGUGGGAAACGAGCUUACCAUUCAAAUUAGUGCCUUUUAUCGAAAAGGCGACGUGCAUUGCUUGAUUUCGGAUGAGGGUGGCGACGCAGCCUAUUUUGGUUACAAUUGGUCCAACCAAUUUGGUUUGUUUGUCAAUGGCCAAGCGCUUUGGACAGCACCCGAGACCAGUGUAGCCGUAUCGGACCGAUGGGUUUUUCAACAAGAUGGCAAUUUGUUGUUGCGAGACUCCGGGAACCAAGGAAUCUGGAGGACGCACACGGGUGGAAACUCGGGCAGUCAACUCAAGGUGUCCUUCGAGCGAGUUUGGAUUGAAACAAGAUCGGGCAAUACUGUAUGGUUCCAACCACUCACUCCACUACCCACGACGGCGCCCCAAGUAGAACCUCCAACAACUGAGCCCGUGAAUGAUAACAUCUUCCCAACCAACCCACCCACAGGAGCCAGUGCCAUGCCCUCGGAGUUCCCAACCACUCUUCCCAGUACCAUGCCAUCAGAGCACCCAACCGCUAUUCCCACAGGAGUUACUCCCAUGCCCUCGGAAAAUCCAACCGGCAUUACGCCCUCGGCGACUCCCAGCACUUCCUUUCCUACGGCAUUUCCCACUCGAGUCGACGAGCGAGCCUUGAAUUGUGUCCAAACCGUCAUGGGCAUUCAACUCACCAUUCCAAGUGAUACAUCCUUUGAAAAAGGAGAUGUCCAUUGCCUGAUUUCGGAGGACGGCGAAGCCGCCUAUUUUGGAUAUACGUGGACCAAUCAGUUUGGUUUGUUUUCCAAUUCCAAAAGCGUGUGGACAGCCCCUGACAACCAAAUGGCGAAUUUUGAUCGAUGGAGUUUCCAAGAAGAUGGCAAUUUGGUGUUGCGGGAUGCAGAAGGUCGAUCCAUAUGGACGUCCGAGUCCUAUGGGAAUUUUGGCAGCCACUUGAGAAUCUCCUUCAAGCAAGUAAUGAUCAACCGAAACACGGGGUACACGCUUUGGUCCCAACCACCCUACCUUGGCCCGCCAAGGCCACCACCCAACGAUGGGUAUCCCGAUCCCAAUGGAACUUUACAUUAUUAUGCCUACUAUUAUCCUUGGUACCUGCGCAACAAUUGGGGUCGACAUGGCUACCAAGAUGAACCUCUAUUGGGAAAAUAUGGAACCAAUGAAGUGGCCAUCGCCGAGCAGCACAUUCAAUGGGCACUCGAAACUGGAAUCUCGAGUUGGAUUAUUUCGUAUUGGGGUCCAAACCACUUGACCAUGAAGCAUUUCAAACAAGGCAUGAUCAAUGCUCCUUCCAUCAACAAGAUGAAAUUUUGCAUGUUGUACGAGAGCGUCAUCCUGGAUGAUCGUGGCAAUUGGCGUGAUGGUUCCAAGGAAAACGCACUGUAUCGAGACCUGAAGGUGAUUGUGGAUGAUUUUUUUGAUCACCCAUCUUACUUGAAAAUCAAUGGCCGUCCGGUAAUUAUCUUUUAUAUCACACGAUCCAGAAUGCCAUUUCAAGAGGGAUUCGAUGGAGAGUCGGUUCUUGCCAAUAUGCGACGACGACUGGGUCAUGAUAUUUACUUCAUCGCCGAUGAACCUUUUUUCAAUUCGUGGAACAAGUGGCCCGAUAAAAAUGGAAAUGGCUUGGUAAACGGGAAGCAAGUCUUUGACGCUUACACAACCUACAAUAUGUAUUUGGACGACCGCGUGCGAGAUGGUGAGACUGCCACGACCUACCAAUUGAGAGAAGGUAUGCCCAUUUGGGAGAAUUGGGCCAAGAAAGUUCCAAUGUUCCCCAAUGUCAUGCCGCAAUACUACGAUUUCCGUGGAAACAAGCCGCUCUUGGGGAACUCGAACGAUUUCAUGAAACAGCUACGGGAAGUGGCAUGUUUGCCUCGCACCAACUUCAAUGGGGCACCUCAUAUCAUGAUGAUUACUUCCUUUAACGAAUGGUGGGAGGGCACUCAAAUUGAACCUGAAAACGGCUCUUCCAACAAUUGGAACAAUUAUGGAUUCCAAUUCAUGGAGACAUUGGCCGCAUUCAAAAAGGAAGUCGAUUCUCGUGGAACCCAUUGGUGUCCAGACGACAGCACCGCCAAGUCCAACAAUGACAAUAGGGACUAG